Molecule: messenger RNA, 11941 nt
Organism: Leptopilina boulardi
Lineage: Eukaryota; Metazoa; Arthropoda; Insecta; Hymenoptera; Figitidae
Gene: Nipped-A
Product: transformation/transcription domain-associated protein
Exons: 5
Coding region: 273-11576 (3767 amino acids)
Biological process (GO): DNA repair; regulation of DNA-templated transcription
Cellular component (GO): SAGA complex; NuA4 histone acetyltransferase complex; nucleus
Molecular function (GO): protein binding; transcription coregulator activity
Source: RefSeq, a predicted model, not a curated record
AAAAACUUCAUUUGUGUUGUUGCCAUUAACCAACAAGAACGUGUAUGUGUUUUUAUUUAUUGUGUGUAUAUAUAAAUCAGUGAAAAAUAAAAACAAGUUUUCUUUAUAUUUAGAAAUUUACAUUUUUUUUUUUUUUUUUUAUAAAAAUAAAAGUGAUAAAAUAAUCGACAAUAAUUAAUAAUUGCCAUGUGACGAAGAAGGGAAAAUCGCGGCGGCACAAAUUAAAGGAAAGAUCGAGAUUAACCGGCAAAUCAUCGGAAUCAACGGGAAAAAUGGCGCCGCCAGAGCCAGUGGCCCAAAUGAAUACCUACAGGUCCUAUGUGACUAUGUUAGGUGAUCCAAAUUCCAAGGAUGAAUUAAAAUUAAAAGCCGCACAAGAACUAUCGGAAAAUUUUGAAGUUAUUAUGUGCUCCUCACAAUAUCCAGCAUUUCUCGAUCAUAUGAUGAAAAUUUUUUUAAAAAUUCUUCAAGAAGGUGAACCACAUUUUAUCUCUGAAUAUAAUAUACAACAAGUACGUAAAUUAAUACUUGAAAUGAUUCAUCGUUUACCAACAAAUGAGUGCCUUCGUCCAUAUGUGAAACAAAUUCUUAGUUUAGUAUUAAAACUUCUUGAAACUGAAAAUGAAGAAAAUAUUCUUGUUUGUUUGCGUAUUAUCAUUGAAUUACAUAAACAAUAUAGGCCAACGUUUAAUCCUGAUAUACAACAUUUUCUUCAAUUUGUCAAAUCAAUUUACAGUGAAUUACCGGAGAAUUUACCAAAAAUAUUUGAACCACGACCACCGCUUAAAGUUAAUGAUUUAUCGGAAAUUAAUAUUGAAGCUUUGUUAAAGGAGACAUUUACAAUAACUGUGAUACAAAGUGAGAAAAAAGGACCUGACGGUACACCGGUUACUUAUAAUCUAAUACCAAAAGCUGUACUAUCAUUAAAAGUUCUUCAGGAAUUACCAAUUAUUGUUGUAUUAAUGUAUCAAAUUUACAAGCUCAAUGUACAUCAAGAUGUGUCGGAUUUUAUUCCCCUGAUUAUGACAACAAUAACUUUACAACCGAGUCCCCAACAUCGAGCAUCACCGGGUUUUAAUAAAGAGGUAUUUGUCGAUUUUAUGGGAGCACAAAUAAAAACCCUUUCGUUUCUUGCUUAUAUUAUUAGAAUUUAUCAGGAUGUUGUUUCACAACACAGUACAAUGAUGGUUCAAGGAAUGCUUGGUCUGUUAACACUUUGUCCAAUGGAAGUGGCACAUUUAAGAAAAGAACUUCUUAUCGCAACGAGGCAUAUUCUUGCCACGGAUUUAAAAACAAAAUUCAUUCCUCACAUGGAACAUCUUUUUAAUGAGGAAAUUCUUCUUGGUUCCGGUUGGACAACACACGAAUCCCUAAGGCCUUUGGCUUACUCAACUCUUGCCGAUUUAGUCCAUCAUGUUCGUAAACAACUUCCACUAUCCGAUCUUGCUAGGGCUGUUCAUCUUUUCAGUAAAAACGUUCACGAUCAAAGUCUCCCAACAACGAUUCAAACCAUGUCCUGUAAAUUACUGUUAAAUCUCGUCGAAUGUAUUACUCAUCGUUCCGAUUUGGAGAACAGUAUCCAAGGCCGAGAACUUCUAAUGCGUAUGCUCGAGGUAUUUGUUCUGAAAUUUAAAAUCAUCACCAAAUUACAAAUGCCCGUUUUGUUGAAUAAAGCAAAAACGGCGACAACACUGGAAGUUAAAAUCGAAGAUGUUAAACCUGAUUUUCAAGACGAUAGAGAUUGUGGAAAGUCGAAAUUUGGCUUCCCAGCGUCACAAGUAGCAAACUAUAAUGUCGCCGACUAUAGAAGUCUCGUUAAAACUUUGGUCUGUGGAGUAAAAACUAUCACAUGGGGUUGUGCUAAUUGUAAAUCGAUAGAAGCAGUUCAACCAAAACAAUUUCAACCAAAAGAAACUUUAGUCUUUAUUCGUUUAGUGAAAUGGGCUCUUCAGGCAUUAGAUAUCUACAUGAUUGGUCCACCAGGUGUUGGAGCAAUUGCCCAACCAGCAAGAGUUGCACAAACACAAACAGUUCGCUCCAAGGAGGAAAAGGAAGUUCUCGAACAUUUUAGCGGUGUAUUUUCAAUGAUGAAUCCACAAACAUUUCAAGAAAUAUUUUCAACGACAAUUGAUUAUAUGGUGGAGAGAAUAUUUAAAAAUAGUGCCCUACAAGUUGUGGGUAAUUCAUUUUUAGCAAAUCCAACAACAUCGCCUAUUUUUGCAACUGUACUUGUGGAAUAUCUACUUGAACGAAUGAACGAUAUGGGUUCGAAUGUCGAACGUAGUAAUUUGUAUCUACGACUAUUUAAACUUGUCUUUGGUAGUGUUUCUCUAUUUCCAGCGGAGAAUGAACACAUGCUACGUCCACAUCUUCAUCAAAUUGUCAAUCGAUCCAUGGAACUUGCAAUGUCAGCCAAGGAACCAUAUAAUUAUUUUCUCCUUCUUCGUGCACUUUUCCGUUCAAUUGGCGGUGGAUCACACGAUCUUCUUUAUCAGGAAUUUCUUCCCCUGCUUCCAAAUUUAUUGGAGAGUCUCAAUAGACUUCAAUCGGGUUUACAUAAACAGCAUAUGAAGGAUUUAUUCGUUGAACUUUGUCUCACGGUGCCAGUUCGUUUGAGUUCCCUCCUUCCGUAUUUACCAAUGUUAAUGGAUCCUUUAGUUUCGGCAUUAAAUGGAAGUCAUACUUUAGUGAGUCAAGGUUUAAGAACCCUGGAAUUGUGUGUUGAUAAUUUACAACCGGAUUUUCUCUACGAACACAUUCAACCAGUUCGUGCUGAUCUAAUGCAGGCAUUGUGGAGAACACUACGUAAUCCCACCGAUCAAGUAGCACACGUUGCUUUUCGUGUUCUCGGCAAAUUUGGCGGUGGUAAUCGAAAAAUGAUGAUAGAACCCCAAAAAUUAGAGUACAAUGAUCGUGACACAAAUUCACCGACAGUUGUCGCCUAUUUUCAAGAGCCAUCGAAACCUAUUGAUUUUCCUGUCGAACGUGUAAUUGAGACAGCUUUCACAGCUUUAAAAUUAAAUACAACUGAUUCGUUUUAUCGUAAACAGUGUUGGGAGGUGAUUAAUUGUUAUUUGGCGGCUUCACUACGAUUGGAUGAUGACAAAACAACGUUGUAUAAAUUAUUUAUGCAUCCGAGUUUUAAGGAAGGAGACAUACCACAUCAGCAGGGUCCAUUUUAUAAAAUCGGUGACGCGGUAGCUAGAAAUGUUCAACAGACAGCUUUGACGGGUUUAUUUGUUGCGGCAGCUAUUAAGGAAUUAAGACAAUCGGUUCUUGGGACAAUGGUUUCGUAUGUUAGGCACUACACAAUGAUUGCUAUUGCCCAACAGGCGGGACCUUUCGCAGUUACUGGUCGGCAGGCAAGAAUGCAUGGACAGGAUCCUUUGGUUCUGAUCGAUGCAUUGGCGGUCAUAAUGGGACAUGAGGAAAAGGAACUUUGUAAACCCGGUCAUCUAGCUUUGAUCCUAAUACUAGAAACGGCGACCAACAUUCUGGGUUCUAAGGAACGAGCCUGUCAAUUACCUUUCAUGGAAUACCUAGCCGAAAGAAUGUGUUCCCUCUGCUACGAACGUGCUUGGUACGCAAAACUCGGAGGAUGCAUCGCCAUUAAAUUCCUCUUUGAACGUAUGGCCACCAAAUGGGUUUUAAAUCAUCUAUUCAUCUUUCUCAAAGCCCUCAUGUUCGUUAUGAUGGAUCUAACCGGCGAAGUCUCGAAUGGAGCAAUCGAUAUGGCAAAGGCAAAUCUGGAAAAAAUGCUUCGAGUUUGUGUAAAUCCGGAUAUUCAAGAGCUGAACAAAGAACUCAAGGAGGCACAAAAUAAAAGUCUCUAUGAAGUAACACACGAAUUGGUACGUCAAGUCACGUCACCCCACACUCUUGUUAGGGAACAAGCCAUGUCUUCUCUUCGUCUCCUAGCGGAUGUACAAAAUAAAACCGUCACCGAAGUAAUGGAACCACACAAAGAAGUCCUUGCCGACAUGAUUCCACCAAAAAAGCACCUACUCAGACAUCAACCAGCAAAUGCCCAAAUCGGUCUCAUGGAUGGUAACACAUUCUGCACGACACUUAAUCCUCGAUUAUUUACCAUUGAUCUCAACAUUAGGGAACAUCAAGUCUUCUUUCAGGAGCUUCAUAAUCUCAGCGAAGCCGAGGAUACAAUACUCUCUAAACUUCCCUGCUACAAAUCGGUGACCAAUUUUAUCCCCUUAAAAAAGUCUGCUUUACGAGCCCUCGCCGCUUGUCAUUACAUCAGCGCCUAUAGGGAAAAAAUAUUCUCCAUCCUCUACAAGGCAUUGGAAAAACCAAAUGCAGAACUUCAAGCCGCCGCUUUUGAAUGUAUGCAAAAAUUCAUCGCUGGUUUUCAAAUUGACAUGGAAUUGGUUCAUUCUAUUAUGCGACCAAUGCUUCUCACCCUUGGUGAUCAUCGAAAUUUAAGUUUAAAUUGCGCCAAACGUCUUUCUUAUCUAACACAAUUAUUUCCCAGUACAUUUAGUAUAACACUUUGUGAACAACUUUUACAACAUUUGAAAAAACUUUUGGAAAAUUUAAUACAGGCGCACAAGGGUGUUUCAAAAUCGGGUGAAAAUGAACAGAAAAUUGCAACAAUUAUUGGAAUAUUUCAUCAAAUACCGGCGGCAACACCAAAAUUUAUUGACGUUUUGUGCAGGCUUGUUCUACAAACGGAGAAAUCACUACUUGUUGAAGCGUCCAGUCCAUUUAGAGUGCCGUUAAUGAGAUUUUUACUACGCUAUCCAACGGAGACACUAAAUCUAUUUCUACAGGAUAAUAAUAUCAAAGAUCAACAGUGGAGUAGAUUUCUGGAAUUUUUGCUCAAGCACAAGGAGGGUAAACCAUUUAGAGAUGUACUUCAUGGAAGUACAAAUCGUCUAAUAACAAUGCUUUUAGCCCAGUCGCAAAUUAUUACAACAUUGAGUAAUAACGAAAAAAGUGAAUUACAACAUCAAGCUAUUAGAAUUGUGUCAAUUUUGAUAAAAUUCGAUGAACAAUGGUUACCAACACAAAAACAAUUGGUCGCCGCAAUGAAACAAAUUUGGUGUAACGAUGAUUAUCAAUUACUACAUAAAAAAGUUGACAGUGUUGAUUUUUGUCAUUGGAAGGAACCAAAAUUAGUUGUAAAAAUUCUUCUUCAUUACUUCAAACAUGAUCCAAAUGAUAUUGAUCUUUUGUUUCAACUUCUACGUGCAUUUUGUGAAAGAUUUAUACCUGAUUUUCAAUUUCUUCGUGAUUUUCUUGAAAAUACUGUAGCACAAGACUAUACAGUUGAAUGGAAAAGAGAGGCAUUCUUUCGUUUUGUUGAACAUUUUCCAACUGACAAUAUGUCACAGGAAUUGAAGGCAAAAGUAAUGCAAUUUAUCAUAAUACCAUGUUUUGCAACAAGUUUUGAACGUGGUGAAGGUUUAAAAUUAGUUGGUGGUGCACCAAUGCCAUAUCAAGAUAUUCCAAGUAAUGUUGUCUCGGCAUUUAUAACAAAAAUAAUUGAUCCAGUUAAACCAUUUGGUUCAGCUGAUUGUGUGAGAAUUUCUUUGCUACAAUUCUCAUGUUUAUUGGUUGAACAAGCAUCGCAACAUAUACAUGAUGAGGCAAAUAAACGACAGGGAAAUAAAUUACGUAGAUUAAUGACAUUUGCAUGGCCAUGUUUAUUGGGAAAAAAUUGUGUUGAUCCAGCGACGCGUUAUCAUGGUCAUUUAUUGUUGAGUCAUAUUAUUGCGAAAUUUGGAAUUCAUAAGAAAAUUGUAUUGCAAGUGUUUCAUAGUUUAUUGAAGGCACACGCUGUUGAGGCGAGAAAUGUUGUGAGGCAGGCACUUGAAAUAUUAACACCGGCAAUGCCAGUGAGAAUGGAUGAUGGGAAUACAAUGCUGACACAUUGGACGAAGAAGAUUAUUGUUGAGGAGGGACAUUCGAUGCAGCAGCUGUUUCAUAUACUGCAACUUGUUGUGCGACACUAUAAGGUUUACUAUCCCGUUCGUCAUCAUUUGCUCCAACACAUGGUGAAUUCAAUUCAACGUCUUGGAUUCAGUCCCACCGCAUCAAUUGAACAUCGUCGUCUAGCGGUUGAACUCGCGGAAGUAAUAAUAAAAUGGGAAUUACAUAGAAUUAAAGAUGAGGCAGAAAAUCAAGAAACCGGUGGUACAGGAACAAUGAUUGUACCAAUGAAACGUUUAUCAAUAGACGAUGCAGCGAGUGUAUCAAAACGUUUGGCACAGGGUGUUAAUUCACCAAUACCAACAGUUCAACCAAAAAUGGAACCAGGCUCAACAAAACCAAUUGAACGUGCACACGCGGACGCGAUACUUAAUUUUCUCCUACGUCUAGCGUGUCAGGUUAACGAUAUGACAACGACAACAACACAAGGAAAUCCCGGAGAACAAUUAUCGAGACGUUGUGUUAAUUUAUUGAAAAUGGCCCUAAAACCCGAUGUUUGGCCCCAAUCGUGUGAUUUAAAAUUAGCUUGGUUGGAUAAAGUAUUUGCAAGUGUUGAUAAUUCACAACCAAAUUUUGGUAAUAUUUGUACAGCUCUGGAAUUAUUGACAUUUUUAUUGGGUGUUAUGAAGCGGGAACAAGUUUUAUCGGGUUUUAAACCACUGCAAAGGGGAUUGGGUGCUUGUAUUGGAAGUACAAAUACAAAAGUAAUAAGAUUGGUGCAUGGUUUAUUGUCACGUUUAAUGACAAUAUUUCCCACAGAACCAACUGCUUCGACAGUUGCUAGUAAAUAUGAAGAACUUGAUACACUUUACAGUACUGUUGGUAAAUUUGUUGCUGAUGGUUUGAACACCUAUGAUAAAAAUGCAACAGCAACUCCUAGUUCUCUGUUUGGUACUCUAAUGAUGUUAAAAGCCGCUUGUACGAAUAAUCAAAAUUACAUUGAUAGAUUAAUUACACCAUUUAUGAAAGUAUUGCAUCGUAUGGCUAAGGAUCAUCUUCAUCCAACACCAACUGAGACAAAUCAAAUUGGUAGCGAACUUUUGAUACUAAGUCUCGACCUCGUUAAAAAUCGUGUAGGAGUAAUGGGUGUCGAAAUGCGAAAAUCAUUCAUCGGUUCAAUUCUCGUGGGACUUAUUGAAAAAACCCAAGACAUCAAAGUAAUGAAAGCAAUAACAAAAAUGCUGGAAGAAUGGAUGAAGAAUAAAAAUCCAAUAGCAAUGAAUCAGACACCGAGUUUAAGGGAGAAAUCAAUAUUGUUGGUUAAAAUGAUGCAGUAUGUUGAGAAACGUUUUCCGGACGAUUUAGAAUUGAAUGGUCAAUUUUUGGAGUUGGUUAAUUUUGUUUAUAGGGACGAUACAUUGAAAUCAAGUGAAUUGACAUCGAAGUUGGAGCCGGCAUUUUUGUGUGGAUUGCGUUGUAUACAGCCGCAUAUUAGAGCGAAAUUUUUUGAAGUAUUUGACGGAUCGAUGAAGAGGCGUUUACAUGAUCGAUUAUUGUAUAUAAUUUGUAGUCAAAGUUGGGAUGCAAUGGGUCCGCAUUAUUGGAUAAAACAGUGUAUUGAAUUGUUGAUAGUGACAGCGAAUAGUACCACUCAUAUACAAAUGUCAAAUCAGGAUAUAUUGCUGCCAAGUGCAACGGCAUUGAUAAAUAUGUCAGAUGGUGAGGAGCAGAAGAAUUUUUUGAUGUACAGUUCGGUUAAGGAGGAACCAAUGGAGAUGAAUGAGGAUGUGAAGGAUGAGUUGAUGGAUUUGGAUUUAUCAAAUGUGGAUCCAGUGGCUGAGGAGAUUGAAAGUCGUAAAUCGACAUUGGUGCAAUUGAUAGCGAAGCAGGGUGAAUUUUUGGAGAAUGCGAAAAAAAUACGGACCGAGGAAUUAUUGAACGCGGCGGCACAAUUGUGUCAUAUGGAUACAAAUUUGGCGGAAGCGAUUUGGUUGGACUGUUUUCCACGAUUGUGGGCGAUUUUAGAUGAGCAUCAACAAAACACUCUGAUUGCGGAAAUGGUACCAUUUAUCUGUAGUGGUACUCAUGUUAUUCAAAAAGAUUGUCAUCCCUCAGCAAUAGCGACUUUUGUCGAGGCUCUAGCGCAUUGCAAUCCCCCGGUGCCGAUGAGACCCGCAGUUAUGAAGUAUUUGGGAAAAUCCCACAAUCUUUGGCACAGAAUGACAUUGAGUUUGGAACAAAUGGCAUUUGACAAUGGUAAUAAUCAGUUUAAAAUUAAAAGAGAGGCGGAUUGUUAUGACUUUGAACCGGAUAAUAGUCCACAUACGGAGAUUUUGGAUUCCCUUUCGGAUAUGUAUUCUUUGCUUUGCGAAGAAGAUAUGUGGUCGGGUUUAUGGCAAAAGCAUGCUCAUUACAAAGAGACUCUACAGGCUACCGCUUUGGAGCAACAGGGAUUUUUUGAACAAGCACAAGGUGCCUACGAUCUUGCAAUGACGAAAUUUAAACAAGAUUUUGUCACAACACCAGCUCCGUUUAAAAUUCAACGAGAGGCGAUACUUUGGGAACAACGUUGGAUACGCUGCGCUAAGGAAUUGAAUCAAUGGGAUUUAUUGUUGGAAUACGGUACAAGAAAGACGGAAAAAAAUCCUUUUUUAAUCCUCGAGAGUUCUUGGCGUAUUCCUAAUUGGCCGCUAAUGAAGGAGGCGUUGGCUCAAGUGGAACAGAAUUGCCCCAAGGAAAUGGCUUGGAAGGUUAAUUUGUAUAGGGGUUUUUUGGUUAUUUGCCACAAUGACGAUCAGCAUCUCUCGGCUGUUGAACGAUACGUGGAAUUAGCAUCUGGUUUGUGUAUGCGAGAAUGGAGAAGACUUCCACAUAUCGUUAGUCAUAUACAUUUGCCGCUAUUGCAAGCAGCUCAACAGAUUAUGGAACUACAGGAAGCGAUGCAAAUUCAUCAGGGUUUGAUUCAUGGACGUAGUAAUUCGGUGCACGAUAUGAAGGCUAUUGUUAAAACUUGGAGGAAUCGUUUACCAGUAAUUGCUGAUGAUUUAAGUCAUUGGUCGGAUAUAUUUACGUGGCGUCAACAUCAUUAUACAUUUGUAUCGAAUCAUUAUGAUUCACAACCAGAACAAACGACAAAUCAUUCAAUGUUGGGUGUACAUGCUUCCGCGCAGGCUAUAAUUCAUUUUGGUAAAAUUGCAAGAAAGCAUAAUUUAUGUGGUGUUUGUUUGGAUUCACUUUCUCGGAUUUAUACAAUUCCAAGUGUGCCGAUUGUGGAUUGUUUUCAAAAGAUAAGACAGCAGGUGAAGUGUUAUUUGCAAAUGGCGUCAAUAACGGGAAAGAAUGAAUUACAAGAGGGAUUGGAAGUGAUAGAGUCGACGAAUUUGAAAUAUUUUACUAAAGAAAUGACUGCGGAAUUCUAUUCCCUAAAAGGGAUGCUAUUGGCACAAUUGGGACGAUCGGACGAUGCUAAUAAGGCAUUCUCGGCUGCGGUACAAUUAUCGGAUACUUCGAUAAAAGCAUGGGCUUUAUGGGGGGAUUAUUUGGAGCAUAUAUUCACUAGGGACGCGAGACAAAUACAAAUUGGAGUAUCGGCAAUCACUUGCUUUUUACACGCAAGUCGUCAUCAAAAUGAAUCAAAAUCGAGAAAAAAUUUAGCUAAAGUACUUUGGUUACUUACCUAUGAUGAUGAUAAAUCAUCAUUAAUGGAGGCUGUUGAUAAAUAUGCAGUUGGUGUACCUCCAAUUCAAUGGUUACCAUGGAUUCCGCAACUAUUGAUGUGCCUCGUUCGUCAUGAGGGAAAUGUGAUUUUAAAUUUGUUGAGCCAAGUUGGUCGAAUGUUUCCACAGGCUGUUUAUUUUUCAAUAAGAACAUUGUAUCUUACUUUAAAAAUUGAACAAAGGGAACGUUAUAAAAGUGCUGAAUUAAAAGUACAAGAGGAAAAUCGAGUACAGCAGGGAGCACCGGAAACAGGACCUAUUAGAGCAACACCACCAAUGUGGCGUUGUUCUAAAAUUAUGCACAUGCAGCGUGAUAUUCAUCCAACAAUUUUAUCAAGUUUAGAGGGUAUUGUUGAUCAAAUGGUAUGGUUUCGUGAAACUUGGUACGAGGAGGUUUUACGACAAUUGAGACAGGGUUUAGCAAAAUGUUAUGCAAUUGCAUUUGAAAAUCGUGGAGCAGUUAGUGAGGCAACAAUAACACCGCAUACAUUGAAUUUUGUUAAAAAACUUGUAUCGACAUUUGGUAUUGGUAUUGAAAAUAUUUCAUCAUCGCAAAAUGUGAAUAAUAGCUUUGGAUCAGCGGCUUCAGAAUCAUUGGCACGACGAGCACAGGCGACAGUUCAGGAUCCUGUAUUUCAACGAAUGAAGGGACAAUUUACAAGUGAUUUUGAUUUUACUGUACCGGGUGCAAGGCUUUUGCAUAAUCUUAUCAAUAAAUUGAAGAAAUGGAUUAAAAUUUUAGAGGCGAAAACAAAAUUAUUGCCAAAAUCAUUUCUUAUUGAGGAGAAAUGUAGAUUUUUGAGUAAUUUUAGUUUAAAAACAGCGGAAGUAGAAUUGCCUGGAGAAUUUUUACUACCGAAACAUUCGCAUUAUUAUGUGAGAAUUGCGAGAUUUAUGCCUCGAGUUGAAGUGGUUCAACGACAUAAUACAGCGGCAAGACGUUUAAGGAUUCGGGGACACAAUGGAAGACUUUAUCCAUAUUUGGUUGUUAAUGAUGCUGGUUUAGGUGAUGCUAGACGAGAGGAAAGGGUUCUACAAUUAUUAAGAAUGUUAAAUCAUUAUUUAACUCGACAAAAGGAAACAUCAAGACGAUUUUUACAUUUUACUGUACCUCGAGUUGUUGCUGUUUCACCGCAAAUGCGUCUCGUUGAGGAUAAUCCAGCUUCAGUUUCUUUGCUUGAUAUUUAUAAACAGGGUUGUACAAAAAUGAGUAUUGAACAUGAUGCUCCAAUUGCACGGUAUUAUGAAAGAUUAGCAACUGUUCAGGCACGUGGAACACAAGCGAGUCAUCAGGUGUUACGCGAUAUUCUUCGUGAGGUACAAACAACAAUGGUACCAAGAACAUUGCUCAGAGAUUGGGCCCUAAAAACAUUUCCAGCAGCCACUGAUUAUUGGACAUUUAGAAAAAUGUUUACACUACAACUUUCUUUGGCUUGCUUUGCGGAAUAUGUUUUGCAUCUGACUCGACUCAAUCCAGAUAUGAUGUACGUUCAUCAGGACUCGGGUUUAAUUAACGUUGCCUACUUUAAAUUUGACGUUGACGAUACAUCUGGCGAAUUGGAUGCAAAUCGACCGGUUCCAUUUAGAUUGACGCCAAAUAUUUUGGAAUUUUUGACAAAUACAGGCGUUUCAGGUCCAUUGACGGCGUGUGCAAUAGCAACGGCACGUUGUCUUGUUCAACCAUCAUUCAAGGUGCAUGCAAUUUUAAGGGCAAUUUUGCGUGACGAAGUGAUUGCUGAUCAUAAUAAAAAACAAGACGAUCCAGAGAAUGCAACAUUACAACAAACGCCAACCGAUAUGAAGGGUGAACUUUUAAUAACAAUGGUAACACGAGCAGUGACGGCAAUUAUAUCAAGACUGAAUUCAUUGGCUAAUUUUGAUGGUACCGAUAGUAAAGUUAGUACACUUGUUGCCGCUGCAAAUAGUCAUGAUAAUUUGUGUCGAAUGGAUCCAUCAUGGCAUCCAUGGUUGUAAAUUAUUUUUCCAAAAAUGACAAAAAAAAAAAAAAAAAAACACAAUUCUUCAAUAAUUCCGGUAAAAUUCUCAAAAAAAAAGAUAUUUUCUUCUCUUCGUUUUUUUGCUAAUAUUUCUCCCCCUUUUUUUGGAUUCUUUCAAUUUUUGAAGAAAAAAAAUUUCCCCCUUUUUUUUAGGUGGAAAAUAAAAAUUUUUUUUCUGGAAUAAUCUUUCGAAAAACAAAAAAAAAAUGAAGGAAAUUAUUUUGAAUGUAAAAAGGUAAAAGAAAUAGUUUAAAGAAAAUUUUUCCUUCCUUUUUUUCACUUAAUUUAAAUAAAUAAAAUGAAAGUUAUUUAAAUAAAUAAUUAUUAAAGAAAUUACAAAAA